Molecule: messenger RNA, 1248 nt
Organism: Candida albicans SC5314
Lineage: Eukaryota; Fungi; Ascomycota; Pichiomycetes; Serinales; Debaryomycetaceae
Product: 2-aminoadipate transaminase
Exons: 1
Coding region: 1-1248 (415 amino acids)
Biological process (GO): biosynthetic process
Molecular function (GO): L-2-aminoadipate:2-oxoglutarate transaminase activity; pyridoxal phosphate binding
Source: RefSeq, a predicted model, not a curated record
AUGAUAAACUUCUUCAAGGGCCACCCCACCAGGGAAUUGCUUCCUGUCAAUGAAAUUGCAGACUCAUACAAAAGAGUAUUGUUAGAUUCCGAUUACUUGUCUUAUGAUACCGACCCCAACAACCAGCACCCAUUGCAGUAUGGUACUGACCCAGGUAAUUUAGAUGUUCGUGAGGUUAUUGCCCAAUGGGUCAACAAAAAGUUUGGCGCACAGGUCUCAGACCCCAAUUGUAUCAAUUUGACUGCUGGCGCUUCUUAUGGUGUUGGCAAUAUAUUGACCUCAGUCACGUCCCCCAAAAUCACCCAACGGGUAUUUGUUGUUACUCCUACAUAUUUUUUGAUCAAUAGUUGUUUCGUCGAUGUUGGGUUGGACGACAGAUUGACUGCAAUUGAAGAGACACACAACGGCAAGUACAGUAUUGAUUUGGUGUAUCUCGAGCAGCAAUUGCAAAAGUACUCCCAAGACUUGGAGCCAGUGCAUGAUGACAUUAAUGUUUUUCCCGACCCUGUUAGAGGAACCAGAAAGUAUUAUCGGUUCGUAAUGUACCUUGUUCCAACAUUCUCAAACCCUGGAGGAUUGAACUAUACUUUAGAAACAAGACAGAAGUUGGUGGAGAUUGCAAGAAAAUAUGACUUGUUGCUUAUCAGCGAUGAUGUAUACGAGUUUCUCGACUAUACCGAUUCCAAGCCGUUGCCUCGAUUGAACCAAUUAGAUAAAGCGGGUGCCACGAAGUAUGGGAACACCAUUUCCAACGCCACAUUCUCCAAAAUCAUUGCACCGGGGUUACGAGUCGGAUGGCAAGAAACUGCAACCCCAAAAUUGGUCGACCAGCUAUCCAUCACUGGGUCAAACAGAUCAGGCGGCACGCCAAACCAGUUGUCAACCCUCGUUGUUGCCGAUUUAAUAAAGACAGGAACAAUAGACGAAAUCAUUGCGAAAUUCAAAAACGUCUACAAAGAAAGAGUUGCGGUGUUGAAAGAGAGUAUUGCCAAGUACUUGCCACAAGACACACAAGUAUACGGCGGAGACGGAGGAUACUUUGUUUGGGUCGUCACACCGUCAGCAAACUGUUUCGAUGUAGUUGCUAAAUUGGCUAAACAAAACGUUGUGCUUGCUGGCGGUGAACAUUUUGAAGUCACUGGCGACAAAAGAAAUUGGGGCCAGCACUGUGUUCGAUUGUCAAUUAGUUAUUUGACAACCGAAGAAAUCCAACAAGGAAUCAAGAUUUGGGGAGAACUUUUAGAAUAG